AUAAGAAUACAAAAUGUACAUGGUGAAAAAUGAUAAGAAUUUGUACGCUUAUAAAAGUCGCCUUUCUUCCUUGAUAUUGUCAGUUAAAAGAAUCGAGCUCGAGAAGCAAAUACAAAAAAAAAAAAAAGAAAAAGACAAGGUGUUUCACGAUGAAAGGAACAUGGUACGUGGUAAUUACGGUCAUUGCGGCUACAUUGGCCAUUGUUAUGACCGAAGAUACGGUGAUAACACCAAUACCAACGGAAUGUCCCGCAAUAGAUCCUCUGAACUACACUGUCCAUUUGGCGCACGAGUCGGAUUGCACUAAAUUCUACAAAUGUGAUCAUGGCAAGAAGAUCGAGAUGACUUGUCCAUUGAUGAACAAUAACGGAGAAAGACUGCACUUCAAUCCUAAAUUACAAGUUUGUGACUUUCCAGAUAAAGCUGGUUGUACAUCUUCUACUAAGGAUCCUUCUAAACCUACCCCAUCUGUACCUACUCCAUCUAAACCUUCCUCAUCCGAACCUACUCCAUCUAAACCUUCCUCAACCGAACCUACUCCAUCUAAACCUUCCUCAACCGAACCUACUCCAUCUAAACCUUCCUCAACCGAACCUACUCCAUCUAAACCUUCCUCAACCGAACCUACUCCAUCUAAACCUUCCUCAACCGAACCUACUCCAUCUAAACCUUCCUCAACCGAACCUACUCCAUCUAAACCUUCCUCAUCUGAAGCUACUCCAUCUGAACCUACUUCAACUAAACCUUCCUCAUCUAAACCUAACCCAUCUCAACCGAGUUGUUCUCCAGAUGGUGUCGGUCAAUCUCAUGAAUGCUCUUGCGAAAAAUAUUAUCUCUGCAAAAACAGCGAACUCGUUCUUCAAAAAUGUCCCGAUGGUCUUCAUUGGAACUCCAAAGCAGGCAAGUGCGAUAAAGCUAUCGAGUCGAAUUGUAUCAAAGAGAAAACUUUAAAAUGGUAUUAUUAAUUCGUUUGAACAACGAUGAACUUAUAGAGCAUAAUAUUAGCCAAAAAUGUAAAUAACAAUAUCAUUAUAAAUAAACAUUGCGUCGACGAUAUCGAUAAGAAGUUUAGUAUAAGAAGUAUCGACUAAUUCAGAUAACAGAAUUAAUAAAAUAAAUCGCGAUAUAAAUAGAAAUUCGGUUCGAUAAUCAUAAUAAUUCGAUGUCAAUUUUUAUCGUUAAAUCAAAAGCGCGCUUUUUAUUACAAUGGAAACAUUAUUUCUUAUCGAUGAUACAAGUCGAUAAAAUAGUUAUCUCUCACAUUGUCAUUCGGCGACAUCUACCAUUAUUUAAGCGCAACUAAAGUAUCACACGAUAAUAAGUAUCACAUUCUCUUCUGUUUUUGUGGAGAAAUAUAUCAAUGAAAGAUUUAUAAUAUUGAUUAAUAAUUUGAUCGUAUCUCACAUUUGAUUUCUUUUUAUCUCUAUUUAUAUUCCUGUAAAAAAGAAUUGUCGAAUUUUCGAUAAACGAUAUCAUUCAAAGAAGUAGAUUGAUUUUUUAUUUAAUUUAAUUAAGUAGCUUAAUUUUUUUUUCCUCUUUUUGUUUUUUGUUUCCUUUUUUUUUUAACUCGUACACGUCAUUCUAAUUAUCGCAAAUAUUGUUUGAUUACUGCAGAAAUAUCUUUAUAAUUACAUGACAAGAUUUACAAGCGAUUACGAUAAUAAUUUAGAUUCAACUAUGUAAUUUCCGGAUGUACAAUUAUUACCGAGCGUACGAACGAAAAAUGGAAAUUAACCUUAAAGAUGGUGCACGUUAUUUCAGAUAUUUAUCUGGUUGUAUAAGAAUUAUAAUUUGUUUAAUAUCCAAAUAUCCUGCUU
Vespa mandarinia (Asian giant hornet) is the source of this 1817-nucleotide messenger RNA. RefSeq lists its product as uncharacterized. Gene Ontology annotation, cellular component: extracellular region. Gene Ontology annotation, molecular function: chitin binding. The record is from RefSeq and is a predicted model, not a curated record. NCBI's taxonomy places the organism in Eukaryota, Metazoa, Arthropoda, Insecta, Hymenoptera, Vespidae.